Biomphalaria glabrata is the source of this 2824-nucleotide messenger RNA. RefSeq lists its product as uncharacterized. The transcript has 3 exons. Bases 476 to 1891 code for a protein of 471 amino acids. NCBI's taxonomy places the organism in Eukaryota, Metazoa, Mollusca, Gastropoda, Planorbidae. The record is from RefSeq and is a predicted model, not a curated record.
AACUCUAAGGAAAUAUCCGAAACAUGGAAAACAUUGUACAAAUAAUGUUUAACAUCUAUCUUGGUAGCUCAGCCUAUAGAACAAUAUUGAUAUUCAAAUAAAAAAAAUUAAUUGUUGCACAUAUUGUUCUUAAAUAUUUGUACCAGUGGUCUACAAUAAAUGUUUGUAACAAGUCAAAUUUAAAGCCAGUCAGACGACAAUGAUUACGAUAUACACUACAACUUGUCACAGUUGUUAAAUAAGUCCGCAAGACUACACGAUAACCCUUGACCCAAUUAUGAGGCAGUGUGUAUCACGUAUGAGGUAAUAACACACGACGUUGGUUACACACUGCGCAGCUAGGCAGCCAUCAGUGGCUUGGAUCUACAAGCAAGUUUAUGACAGAAGAGUAUCUUAAGAUCUGCAGAGGUUGUAAUUUUACAACGUUGCUUAUUGUUACCUGAAUGUCUUCACACUUCUGGAUACAUAGAGAUCAAUGGGACUAGUAGCAUCCUACUUUACCAACAAACUUGACCGUUUUUAUGGCCAACAUGAGGUUGACAAAUUCUCCGGCGAGGCUGAAAUAUCAUGUCUACCAGAAGAUUGCAAAAAGUCCAAGGGACACAAAGAUAUGAUACCAGUGUAUGAGUUUACCAAAGAUCAUCUGCCCGAACGUUAUAGAGAUGAGGAUGAGAUCUACAAGCUCGCCCAGUCUAUCGCUUAUUUAACGGUCAGGCUGAGAACCUCCUUCGUCAGCAAAAAGAGGCCGAGAUACUUACCGAAGACAAACUAUGACUACCCUUUGUUUGAGAGCAGGGGCGAGAGCUGCAUGAACACCGGCUCGGGUAGAGUCUGCGACGUGGUGAGAAACACAACUGGGAGCUGCUCCUGCAAAAAGUGUAAAGACUCUGGCAACCCCAGUAAGCUGUGGUGGACCAUCAAAAUCUUCACGGCCACCCACGUCGUGUACGAUAAAGACGAGGCUGAGGCAACGACUUGCACGCUGUUCUUUGAAGGCAAAGAGAGCAACAGGAAGCGAGUAGACUUUGAUGGGUGCAAAAAGAUUUGGCUGGAUGUGAGCGGAGACCUUUGCCUGCUGGAGACACCAACCUGCGAUGAGACGCUGGCUAAAGAGCUCUUCGCUGAAAUCAAACAGUUCAACGUUUAUUGGAAGUCUUUGAAGAAAAAGUACCAAAAUGACGAGGAAAAAGAAAAACUAAUUAUUAUAGUGUCCCACCCACACGGUCAAGAAAAACGCAUUUCUCUUGGGCUUGGGCUUGACAUUGGUAAACAGAAAAAACUUGGAUACAGCAAAUUUAUAUACACAACUCCCACAUGCCCCGGCACGAGUGGCGGUCCCGUGUAUGUCCUGGGUUACGAUUGGUUCAAAACUGAGUAUGUACAUGGCGGAGCAAUUCUAGAACCAAUCAGUGAUUCGGACUCAUCCUCUGACUCUGAAGGCGCUAUGAAUCUUGCGUCCCAAAAACUUUCUGAUUUGUUCCCUUCCUAUGAUGAGUCCUCUGUAAUGCCAUUAUCAUAUUCCUCUAUUUACAUACAUACUGACAACUCAGAAAAUUAUAGUCUAGACAAUUCUUCGAUUCAAUCUUUGCAGUCAGGUGAAAUACAAGACCUAGACUUGAACAUGAGGCCUGAGAGUUCCAAUGACUCCAAUUACUUUUCAGAUACUCAAUCCCACAAUUCAGCCUAUUCAAACGAUACAGUCUCAGAUAAGAGAGUAAAUGCUAACAUGAAAGCAAUGUCUCUUGCUACAGCAAUGUCUAACUCUGAUAUUCCAUCCGAUUCCAUUUCUGAUGACCUCACAUCCGUGUCAAAUGCUGAUACUACUUCUAGUUCUAAAUCUAAAUUUGGGAAGUAUUUCAGAUUUUCUAAUUACAGUGCAAGAUGGUACUAACAUCAACAUACUUGGAACAUUUGGGGACUUUUCACCAAGUGUACCUUUAUUCUCCAUCGAGUCAAUGUACUUGUAAAUGUACAUCUAGUCCUCUUCAGAAACAAGCUGUUACAUUGAUGUAUUGUUUAUUGUCUUAUAAUGGUCGCUAUACGAUCUCCUCUGUCUGUCUUUCGUGUCCUUUGAAAUACACAAACUCUCAUACUCAGUAUCCAAUUCAAACUGAAACUUUCAAUAAUUAAAUAAAUGUAACUAACUCUAAAUGUGUUGCACAAAAUAUUUUACAUUUAUAGAGGUUAUCUUUAACGUAUUUAUCCAUAGUGCUAAUAGUUGACAUAUAUCAGUGCUAAUAGAUGUAUUAUGUAAAUUUGUAUAACUCAUUUUCAGUUUGCUACAAUACGUCAUACUUAUUGUCUUUCUUGCACACCAUUCGUUCACACAGUGUAGCAUAAACAACUAUUGGUUUAAAAACAUAUUUUAGUUGUUUUUUUUUUAAUUUAUCAAUUGCUAUGUAAAUUGAUCAUCGUUGAAAAGGUUUCUUUACACCCAAACAUUCUGUUUGUGUUGGUACUUUACUGUUAUUCUAUUUGUGUCAGACGUUCUUGUGCUGAUUGAUACCUCUAGUGAUAAAGAUUUGGUGUAGAUGUUACUGGGGAAAGUACGAAAUUCUGUUGUGGUGAUAAAAGAAAAGAGAAUUGUGAAAUGUCUUAACGAAGAGGAAAAACGAUGGAUAGUGGAGUAAAAACAGACUCAUAGACAUUUUAUGUUCCAACUAGGUGUUUUCUCAUUACAUCUCUUGUUCUUUUUCCACAAACUAUUUUUUAAGGCAAAUGUUUUGUUCAUUUUGACUAUUUAUUAACUUAUUAAGUAAAAGAAAAAAUAAUCUAUUCAUAUAGAUUUACUUUUUUGUUUUUAAAUAUAUAUCUUGUAAUAUUA